AUGAUGUCCAUGAACAGCAAGCAGCCUCACUUUGCCAUGCAUCCCACCCUCCCUGAGCACAAGUACCCGUCGCUGCACUCCAGCUCCGAGGCCAUCCGGCGGGCCUGCCUGCCCACGCCGCCGCUGCAGAGCAACCUCUUCGCCAGCCUAGACGAAACGCUGCUGGCGCGGGCCGAGGCGCUGGCGGCGGUGGACAUCGCCGUGUCCCAGGGCAAGAGCCACCCGUUCAAGCCGGACGCCACGUACCACACGAUGAACAGCGUGCCAUGCACGUCCACGUCCACCGUGCCGCUGGCGCAUCACCACCACCACCACCAUCACCACCAGGCGCUCGAGCCCGGUGACCUGCUGGACCACAUCUCGUCGCCCUCGCUCGCGCUCAUGGCCGGCGCGGGCGGCGCGGGCGCGGCGGGUGGCGGCGGCGGCGCCCACGACGGCCCGGGGGGCGGAGGCGGCCCGGGGGGUGGCGGCGGCCCAGGCGGUGGCGGCCCCGGGGGCGGCGGCGGCCCGGGCGGCGGCGGCCCGGGGGGCGGCGGCGGGGGCCCGGGCGGCGGGCUGCUGGGCGGCUCGGCUCAUCCGCAUCCGCACAUGCACGGCCUGGGCCACCUGUCGCACCCGGCGGCGGCGGCCGCCAUGAACAUGCCGUCGGGUCUGCCGCACCCCGGGCUGGUGGCGGCGGCGGCGCAUCACGGCGCGGCGGCGGCGGCGGCGGCGGCGGCGGCGGCCGGGCAGGUGGCGGCGGCGUCGGCGGCGGCGGCUGUGGUGGGCGCGGCGGGCCUGGCGUCCAUCUGCGACUCGGACACGGACCCGCGCGAGCUCGAGGCGUUCGCCGAGCGCUUCAAGCAGCGGCGCAUCAAGCUGGGUGUGACGCAGGCCGACGUGGGCUCGGCGCUGGCCAACCUCAAGAUCCCGGGCGUGGGCUCGCUCAGCCAGAGCACCAUCUGCAGGUUCGAGUCGCUCACGCUCUCGCACAACAACAUGAUCGCACUCAAGCCCAUCCUGCAGGCGUGGCUGGAGGAAGCCGAGGGCGCGCAGCGCGAGAAAAUGAACAAGCCCGAGCUCUUCAACGGUGGCGAGAAGAAGCGCAAGCGGACUUCCAUCGCCGCGCCCGAGAAGCGCUCGCUUGAGGCCUACUUCGCCGUACAGCCCCGGCCCUCGUCCGAGAAGAUCGCCGCCAUCGCCGAGAAACUGGACCUCAAAAAGAACGUGGUGCGGGUGUGGUUUUGCAACCAGAGACAGAAGCAGAAGCGGAUGAAAUUCUCCGCCACUUACUGA
This is a messenger RNA of Mesoplodon densirostris (Blainville's beaked whale), 1275 nucleotides long. It is a transcript of the gene POU4F1, whose product is annotated as POU class 4 homeobox 1. The coding region runs from base 1 to 1275 and encodes 424 amino acids. The record is from RefSeq and is a predicted model, not a curated record. The transcript has 2 exons. Gene Ontology annotation, molecular function: DNA-binding transcription factor activity, RNA polymerase II-specific; RNA polymerase II cis-regulatory region sequence-specific DNA binding. Lineage: Eukaryota; Metazoa; Chordata; Mammalia; Artiodactyla; Ziphiidae. Gene Ontology annotation, biological process: regulation of transcription by RNA polymerase II.